This is a messenger RNA of Seriola aureovittata, 1987 nucleotides long. Its product is annotated as N-acetyllactosaminide beta-1,3-N-acetylglucosaminyltransferase 3-like. Gene Ontology annotation, molecular function: hexosyltransferase activity. The transcript is spliced from 2 exons. The record is from RefSeq and is a predicted model, not a curated record. Gene Ontology annotation, cellular component: membrane. NCBI's taxonomy places the organism in Eukaryota, Metazoa, Chordata, Actinopteri, Carangiformes, Carangidae. The coding region runs from base 80 to 1246 and encodes 388 amino acids.
CUGCGCACAUCAAGAUGGAGCAGAGAGUCACGCUGUUGCACACAGGAUUGAUCAAUGAUCUGAGCAGCCUCAGAGACAGAUGACAAGACUGAUCUCCCUUUUUCGGGUCUCAAGCAUGAAAAACAACAAAAUAAUAAUAUUCUUGGUAACAAUAUUUUUGUUGUUGGUCCUCCAUCUCUAUAAAGAUUUUAUUGAGACCAAACCCAUCAACCUCCAGACAGAUGUGAAAGAGGAGAACCGUCAAACAAGGCAACGCACCAAAAAGAAGUCCAAUCUUUACUCCUGGCCAAAAUGUCAACAAAAUAUUUCAGCUGACAGCAUCCCAGGCUUCAGCUCUCUUCCUGGUAAUGUAAAAGAUUUUCUCUACUAUCGUCACUGUCGCCAUUUUCCCAUGCUACUGGAUUUUCCUGACAAAUGUGGAGGAGCUGAUAAAUCAGCAGAAGUCUUCCUUCUACUGGUCAUCAAAAGCUCCCCCACGAACUAUGACCGCCGAGAGGUGCUGCGCAAAACCUGGGCUCAAGAGAGGCUACACAAUGGUGUGUGGAUCCGGAGGAUCUUCAUCUCAGGAACGAUGAAUUCUGGUUUUGAGAAAGAAAGACUGAACAAACUACUUGAACUGGAGCAACGUGAGUACAGCGACAUCCUCCAAUGGGACUUUAGCGACACCUUCUACAACCUCACCUUGAAGCAAAUACUCUUCCUGGAAUGGAUGGAAAGAAACUGUCCCAAAGCUCGCUUCCUGCUAAACGGUGAUGAUGAUGUUUUUGCCAACACAGACAGCAUGAUCGAGUAUCUCCAAAGCCUCGAGGACAAUAAUGGAAGCAAGCACCUCUUUACCGGCCAUUUGAUCCAGAAUGUCGGGCCCAUUAGAUCAUCAGGCAGCAAGUAUUUUAUCCCAGUACAGGUACAAGAGUCAGAUUCAUACCCCCCCUACUGUGGUGGCGGGGGCUUCCUGCUGUCUGGCCAUACAGCUAUGGUCAUAUACAAUAUGUCCCAGUCCACUACCAUUCUUCCCAUUGACGAUGUUUAUAUGGGGAUUUGUCUGGCUAAGGCAAGACUAGGUCCUUCUUCCCAUAUGGGUGUGAAGACCGCAGGACUGUACAUCCCCUCCAGCAAACUAGAUGAGUAUAACCCUUGCUAUUAUAAAGACAUUCUAUUGGUACACAGAUUCCUUCCACCUCAAAUGUAUCUUAUGUGGAAGAGAAUACAUGAUCCCAAGCUGCGAUGUGGUCACCAAAAUAAAUGACUUUAGCAGCAUAAAACUGCCACUUAACUGUGAUGACUGUGCUUGUUGACCUGCACUUAGGCUGUGAGUGCAGGCACGACCUUCUUACUUGUGUCAUGGCAAAAGGUUUGAACUGUUUUUCUACCAGUUUUUAUGAUGUGUGUAAUGUAAGUACCAUACAGCUGCAACAAUAAUUAACAUCUUGACAAGGGUUGGGCUGACAGUGACCUAAAAGUCCAUGUGAAACCGGUUCUGAACAGCGGUUGUUCAUAAAAUGUGCAUGGUGAAGGUACGCGCUGUAGUGACUGCCAUUCUAAUUCCUCAGGUUUUUGUAAGACUAAUGGUGUAUUGUAAUGUUAUUUAAUUGCAUGCUUAAGUUCAUAUUUUUACAGUUUUCUUUUAUUUAUUUAUUUUUUCCAGUAUAGCCUGUAUAUUUGUGUUAGCACAAUAUGUUGAGAAAGAGAUGAAUGUUUUUGUGCCUUCGAUCAGUGCUUCUCAACCAGAACCAAAAACAGGGUUUUCAGGAUUUACAUUUCUGUCCUGUUAAUUAUAACAAUCCUAAUCAGGUGUCAGUAGUAAGGAGUAAGGGUUCUUAGUAUAUGCUUUCAGGUGUGUGUAUGUGUGUGUGUGUUUCAAACAUUAGUCUAAUGAAUGCUUAAAUCUAUUUUAUUUUCAUUCUGAGAGAAUAAGAGAAUAUGUACAGUAUUUUUGUGCUAUUUUAUUAUUAAACAUGUUUUAGAUUAAAAAAUUCUAUAAAAGAAA